AUGCCGUUACAGAAUCAGAAUGGGGACCAUCAAAGCCCCAGUGCCAAAGAGCUCAAAGAUGACACAGUCAUCGUGGUACUCGGCGCGUCCGGUGACCUAGCAAAGAAAAAGACAUAUCGAAACAAAUUCCUCCCAAAAGACAUUAAGAUCAUCGGAUAUGCCCGAACGAAAAUGGACCACGCGGAGUUCAUCAAACGCGUGCGCUCCUACAUCAAGGUUCCCACCAAAGAGAUCGAAGAGCAGCUGGCAAGCUUCUGUGAACAAUGCACCUAUAUCCCCGGCCAAUACGACCAGGACGACUCUUUCAUCACAUUGAACAAGCACCUAGAGGAGCUAGAGAAGGGUAAAAAGGAACAGAACAGGAUAUUCUACAUGGCCCUGCCUCCAAGUGUUUUCACGACCGUGUCAGAACACUUGAAAAAGAACUGCUACCCAAAAAAUGGCAUUGCAAGAAUUAUUGUUGAGAAACCGUUCGGAAAAGACCUUCAAAGUUCUCGCGAUUUACAGAGGGCGCUUCAACCCAACUGGAGAGAAGACGAAGUCUUCCGUAUCGAUCACUACCUUGGAAAAGAAAUGGUGAAGAACAUUCUCAUCCUCCGAUUCGGAAAUGAAUUCUUCAAUGCUACCUGGAACCGACACCAUAUCGAUAACGUGCAGAUCACCUUCAAGGAACCCUUUGGUACUGAGGGAAGAGGCGGAUAUUUUGAUGAAUUUGGAAUCAUUCGUGAUGUAAUGCAGAACCAUCUCCUCCAGGUCCUCACCCUGUUAGCUAUGGAGCGCCCCGUCUCGUUCUCUGCAGAAGAUAUCCGUGACGAGAAAGUGCGUGUUCUACGCGGCAUCGACCCCAUUGAGCCGAAGAAUGUAAUUAUCGGACAGUACGGCAAAUCCUUGGACGGAACAAAGCCCGCGUACCGGGAGGAUGAUACUGUCCCAAAGAACUCCAGAUGUGCAACGUUUUGUGCUAUGGUUGCUCACAUCAAGAACGAACGUUGGGAUGGCGUUCCAUUCAUCUUAAAAGCAGGAAAAGCCUUGAACGAGCAAAAGACUGAAAUCCGUAUUCAAUUCCGCGACGUGACGUCCGGGAUUUUCAAGGACAUCCCCCGAAACGAACUCGUUAUCCGUGUCCAGCCUAACGAGUGCGUUUACAUCAAGAUGAACUCGAAGCUCCCCGGUCUCUCCAUGCAAACAGUUGAAACCGAGCUUGAUCUCACAUACCGCCGGAGAUUCUCUGACUUGAAGAUUCCCGAGGCAUACGAGUCUUUAAUCCUCGACGCGCUUAAAGGUGACCACUCGAAUUUCGUCCGUGAUGAUGAGUUGGAUGCAAGCUGGAGAAUUUUCACACCCCUUCUUCAUUAUUUGGACGACAAUGAGGAUAUCAUACCAAUGGAGUACCCCUAUGGCUCGCGUGGUCCUGCCGUACUUGAUGAUUUCACCGCAUCGUUUGGGUACAAAUUCAGUGAUGCCGCCGGUUACCAGUGGCCCCUUACAACUGCGCCCAACCGUCUCUAA
Messenger RNA from Uncinocarpus reesii 1704, 1509 nucleotides. Its product is annotated as glucose-6-phosphate dehydrogenase. Gene Ontology annotation, molecular function: NADP binding; glucose-6-phosphate dehydrogenase activity. NCBI's taxonomy places the organism in Eukaryota, Fungi, Ascomycota, Eurotiomycetes, Onygenales, Onygenaceae. Bases 1 to 1509 code for a protein of 502 amino acids. Gene Ontology annotation, cellular component: cytosol. Gene Ontology annotation, biological process: pentose-phosphate shunt, oxidative branch; glucose metabolic process. The transcript has 8 exons. The record is from RefSeq and is a predicted model, not a curated record.